This is a messenger RNA of Cyclospora cayetanensis, 1308 nucleotides long. RefSeq lists its product as uncharacterized. Lineage: Eukaryota; Apicomplexa; Conoidasida; Eucoccidiorida; Eimeriidae. The coding region runs from base 1 to 1308 and encodes 435 amino acids. The transcript is spliced from 13 exons. The record is from RefSeq and is a predicted model, not a curated record.
AUGAAAUCCAACGCUGUAGUCCUCGCUACCGCCUGCUUGUUGGUGAGAACUGGUGCAACGGACGUCCUACAAGGGCCCGAGUUCAUCGACACCCUUCUUCCUGAAAUUGCACAUGUAUUUGGAGUGACGUCUACUCAGCACACGACACUCGAAGAAAUGAACUUGCGUGCCGAAGAUGUGUAUGUGCUCCCCCGUGCACCGAAAGUAGAAGACUGCCUUUCCGCCCUAAACGGAAUACCAAUGACACAGCAGGCGAAGCCCUUUUCGGACUCGGCCAGCAUGCUGGAUGUGAAGCCAUAUGAAAGCGCCCAGCUAAAGAUUGCAGAAGCCCGCGCAGCGGAACUUGCUGCUUCUGUCGCACCCGUCGUGUCGGUAGCUCCGAAAUCCAAGUACUACAAGUCAUCCAUUUCUAGCAUGGAGAUUGCGCCGGGUGCAUACCGCUCCACUUUUUACGUGAUCUUUCAGGCCGUCAUGUACCUCAUACUAGUCCCUGGUGCUCUCCGUGGUAUUCGCUAUGGGAGGAUAACUGACGUCAAGACGAUGCUUUCGAACACGGUUUUUUUUGUUUGUUAUUCUGUCGGCGUUGUGAUUUUUCAGAAUGUUUUGGCUGUGAGGGCACUUUUUGCCCUUCCGCUGUCGGUGGCUUUCGGCCUCUACGCUAUGCGUCACACUCUUCGUUCGAUGGAUUCUGUUGAGCAUUUGCAAAGCACACAAGACAACCUUCCCUAUUCCCAGGGAAUGGGAAAGGAACCCUUGGCUUGGCUUAUGUGCAUCGAAAUGUACUGCGUGCUGCUGGCAAAUUUUUCAUACCACUUUGUAUCAUGCUUUGUGCCAUACGUAUAUGGGUUGGCAGGCCUCGUGACUAGCAACAUCAUAGUUGCCGGAUUCGUGUACCUGGCAUACCUUGGGGCAGUGGCAUAUUUACUGUAUCUGAAGAUCAAGGCAGACCCUGAAAGCAGAAAGGUUCAAUCACGCAUUGUUACCUUUAACUGCGCUUACGUCGUUGCUUCAGGAAUAUCUUUCUACACUAACGUGCUUGCAGUAUACCGGAACAUUGGUGACUUCGUUGCCCUUGAGCCAGCGGUAUUUUUCACGGCUACGCGGAUAUUCGAGCUGAACCUGGGCACGGCUAUCAUGAUCAUUGCUCUCCUUGUCAUAUGGGGCGUUGGAUACCAUGAACAAAAUCAAAUGGAUGAGAGAGGGAAAAAUGUGUCGACUAUGUCGUCUGUCUCUCUGUCCACUGAAGACGAAUCCCGCAGGGCAUUGGAAGAGGCGCUUAAUGAGAUGCAAACUGGGGUGGAUAUGUAG